AUUCCGAGCUUUUUCACUGCCCAUGAACGCAGCAUGUUAGCCUAGCAUUGUGCACACAGUAACUCAUGAUUCCUGUUGAAGCUUCAUCUUACAGCUGGGCUAACUGUUCUACUUUAUCAGUGAGGUAAUGAUGAGAUGUUUUUGGUGAAGAACAAGAGAACCUAAAGGAUAAACAUGGACAUCAGUGAGUCUGUGGUCUCCGCAGGCAGGGCCGUGUUGGACAUAGUUGAGCGGGAGUGGCAGCCUCUGUCCCCGGCUGAGCUGGAGCAGAGACUGGACCAGGCUGUGGAAGACAUCCUGGAGGCAGACCUGAUGGGACAACUCAGAACUCAGCCUCCUACUACUAUAUACCUGCAGUUACAACAAAGUCAGGCUGAUGUGCAACCUCAAGUUUUGCAGACGACAACAACAUGUAGUUCUCAAGAGGAAGACGAGACAGGGGAUCCUGGGGAGCCUCUGCAAACUUCAGACAGUGCUGCAGUCCAGCACAUCGCAGACCUGCUUCAGAGCUCCAAAUCCAGAACUCGAAUGGCAGGACGGGCUUGUUUAUCCCUUCCUCAUACCAUCAUGCUGUCCCUCACUCUACUCUCCGAGCGCAUCAGUUACCGCACCGUUUCCCACCGCUUCCACCUGGAGAAAGGAAACAUCCACAGGAUCUUCUUCUCCUUCUGUGAGCGCAUCAACAUGCUGGAAGAGACACUCAUCACAUGGCCGAGCGGCCAGGAAGCAGGAGAGGCUCUUGUCCCUCUUUUCAGUCCAGAGAAGGAGCAGGAGGAUCAAGACGUCCCUCUGGUGCUGGGAGUGUUGGGACACACCUGCAUCCCUAUCCGCCUCCCCUUCGGGAAGCGUGACGUGGAGAGCACAGCGCCUGAGGUGAAGAGGAUGAAGACGGAGGCCCACGCUGACUCCUGGUUAAACCUUGAGCUCGUGUGUGAUCACAAUGGUCGCUUUUUAAACUGCAGAAUCAGUAAAGAAUCAGAUGUGGACAGAGGCAGAGCUCUGAGAGACAAGCUUCAACAAAACCCUGAUCUGUUACCUUCAGGCUCCUGCCUUGUUGCCAGAUCUGAGUACCCGCUCUCUGCUCAGAUUUUAACUCCAUACUCAGGAAGUCUUGGACCAAGAGAGGAGCUCUUCAACAAGACACUGGAGGGACAUUUUCACAUCCUGGACCAGGCUGUUGCCAACCUUAAAGCCAGAUUUCAGAGACUCAGAUAUCUGGAUAUUGGAAACUAUGAUCGAGCCAGAGCGGUUGUGCUGACGGCCUGCGUGUUGCACAAUGUGUUUCUGGACAUGGGACAGGUGGUUCAAGGAGAAGUUGAGAAAGAGGAUUCUUUAUUCAGUGAAGCGGAGCAGGAGAUGGACGAGGAGGGUGUACAGAGACGUGAUGCCAUCUCUGAUUUAUUGUUUAAAAACUUUGAUUGUGUUGGAACAUAAUGUGAUGAAGACUUUAGGGAAAUGUGUGUUCAUGGAUGUGAAGACACUGUUUUGAAAUAUAAAGGUUUAUUUCAACUAGA
Molecule: messenger RNA, 1514 nt
Organism: Notolabrus celidotus (New Zealand spotty)
Lineage: Eukaryota; Metazoa; Chordata; Actinopteri; Labriformes; Labridae
Exons: 3
Coding region: 175-1434 (419 amino acids)
Source: RefSeq, a predicted model, not a curated record